Messenger RNA from Lymnaea stagnalis (great pond snail), 15592 nucleotides. NCBI's taxonomy places the organism in Eukaryota, Metazoa, Mollusca, Gastropoda, Lymnaeidae. The record is from the annotation of a GenBank genome assembly.
UUGAUCACUGCACCUCCUGAGUAACUCCCCCUUAAAAAUGGCAGCCUCCUUGACACAGCAGACGAAAGAAUGUAUUUUCAAAACAUGUUUAUUUUGCAACUUAUUCCAUAAAACGAUUGCUACACGAUCUAUGAACAUAAAGAGAUCGCAUAUUAGUGCAACUGUCCAAAAGUAUGUCGCAUUCGGAAAGAAGUGGGGCUUAUUUAUACUACAAAUUAUCGUUUUUUUGUUGUUGCCAUUGUUGAUUGAAUUGAUUGAUUCAGUAUUUAGCCCAGCAAAAACAUUUAAUUUUUAGCAUUUCAAUUUCAUAAAAAAUUAAUAUUAAAAUUGAAUGAACCAAGCUACCAAUAGCUUUUGUAUGAAUUUGAAUCAAUGAUUAAAUAAAUUUAAGUUAUUAAUUAAGUUUAAUCAUUAUUACAAUAACUCAAUUUAGUUUUUGAGUUUGACUUUGUGAGUUGGUCACUCAGUCAGUGUGACCCAUCAGAUCAUCAGAGUUUGAUUAACUUGGUGUUGGGCUUGUCAACACUUUAUCAUUGUCUCAUUGCACACGCCAAAUAGUAAUUAUCAUUACCUCUCCAAAGUAGGAUUUCUAAUUCUUUCAUGAUAGUUAUGACUAGAAAUAUUUUACGAGAACCAAGGCUCAUGACCAAUCUGUUUUUUUUUUAAAUUUUAAAUGUCUUAUAUUAUAAAUAUAUUUCACAGAGAGGUACAGCCUGAAUGGCAAGGAGUAAUAGGGCUGGAAAUACAUGCUCAGAUUAAGACACUUUCAAAGCUUUUUUCUGGUGCUGCAACAAUUUAUGACGCAAAUACCAACACUCAAGUUGCUUUUUUUGAUGCUGCGUUGCCUGGAACCUUACCAGUACAGUAACUUUGAAAAUAUUUAGUUUGACUGUAUCAAAACAGGUUAUUAAAAUGACCUGUAAAAUACUACUGGUAUAUGAAAUUGUUAAAUAUUUUUAUUUAUGCAAUUUUUUCUGUAAUAUCUAUCAAUCUUACAACUUAUGUGAAUAUUUUUUUUUUGGCUCUUGAAAUUAAAAAGCCAUUACAGAAAUAAUUUACAUUCCCUCUCCUUUAGGUACUUAACCAAAAGUGUGUUCAAGCAGGAGUCAUGACAGCACUGGCACUAGGAUGCGACAUCAACCUUGUUUCCAAGUUUGACAGGAAGCAUUACUUUUAUGCUGACAUGCCAGUAGAGAUUGCCUUUAGAUUAUUUUUAUUCUUUAUGCUCUUAGUCUUAGUAACACCAUACCAUUGCUCUUUACAUAUUCCCAUGACAUCAAAACAAAUUAGCUUUGAACUAUAUUGUAUUAUUUUUAAUUUUUUAUCCUAAAAAUCUUUGAAAUGUGUUUAAUAUUUCAAGUGAUAGAAAGAAUAUGUCCUAAACAAAGUUAGAAAUAGCCAGUACCGGUACCGGUAUAUUAAUAAUAUUUUUUCAAAUGGAGGCAAUCUAAAAACUAUCACAAUCUCAUAUUCUUCUAAUGUUAACAAUAUUGAUUAAUGGGUGAUCCUAGAACGAGUCAUAAUUGUGCUAUGAGUUUAAUAUCAUGAUCAUUCUGAGUGAAUCUAAAUAAUCUUUUCGUUCUUUUAUUUUUUAACAUUUUUUACUUCUUUAAUUUCAUAUGCUAAUGAAUUGUUUACUUUUUUCAUUUCACAGGCUGGGUAUCAGAUUACUCAAUACAGAAAGCCAUUGGCAGUUAAUGGCCGUAUGACUUACAUGUUCCAAUGCUCACACAACAAUAAAAUCGAAAGAAGAUCUGCUCAGAUAUUACAGAUUCAGUUAGAACAAGACAGUGGCAAGAGUUUGCAUGAUCCUGCUGUAGGGUACAGUUUGAUUGACUUAAACAGGGCAGGUGAGUUAUGGCAGUUUUACUGGUUCAAGUUCAAGCAAUAUUGUGCAUUAAUAUUUUUUUUUACUUGAUCGGUAGAGACAUUAGUCAGAUUCAUGAAUCAAUAAAAAAUUAUUGUAAACUUUUGCAUUUACUUUACUUUAAUUUCAUUCCUUUGCCCUUUUUUCUUCUUUUUUUUUUUUCUAAAUAAAUUAAUUUGUAAAUUAUACAGAGAUAGUAAGAAUAAUUAUAAAAAGUGUUGGACUGCAAUAAAACUUUAAAAUAUAUUAAUAAGACACGAACAAAUUUUUCAAGUUUAAUUCUGUAUAAUGUACAAUUAUUAUUAAAGCUAACUCAUAUUGUUCUAUUGACACAAUUUGUUCGUGUCUUAUUAAUAUAGUAAGAAUAAACAUUUUAAUAGUAGUAGUACCAGGUAAAAUCAUUUUAAAAAUUACUGCAGUAUUUCAUUGGCUUACCUAGGCAUUGGUCUGAUGGAAAUUGUUACUGCCCCUGAUUUCACAUCUGGAGAUGAUGCUGCCAGUUUUGUGAAGGAUUUACGAGACAUUUUGAUUGAUAUUGGUGCGUGUGAUGGCAAAAUGGCAGGUAAUUCAAUUCUAAUUCUACUAUAACAUUCAAUUUUGAUAAAUCUUGUUUAAUUUUAAUAAUGUAACCUUUUGAGUUAGGAUAUCUUUGACCAUCAACCUCCUUUCAAACCCAUUGUUUCAGAUAUUUAACCUUUUGAAAUGCCAGCCAGAGAAAUAUAUUUUUUUUCAGCAUUGGAUGCUUUUUGUGUUUUCAUUGCAAUGCAAUCAUUGUCCUAUUUUACAAUGCUUUCGUAAUGUAAAUUCUUAAAUGUCUAAACUAUGCCUAAAUACUCAGCCAUGCUUGAUAUUAUUGAUAUCCAUCAUAAAUUUUAAUUUCUUUAUCAAUUGGUUUCAUAAUAAAUAUUUUGCAGUACUUUAAUUACUUUAUGGUACAUAUUCUUGCAUUCGGUGGAAUUUUUUUUUAAUACUGAGUAGACGGUGUCAUUUAUUUGUAAAGCAAUGUUAGCCUAACACUAUGUUGGGCAGCUAGACUGAACCUGUUGCAGGGCUAAAUUAUUGUUUAGUAAAAUAUGGCUCCAUGGCCUUCAUUUUUGUGUGCUUCAUUACCUGGUGCUGUAUACAGCAGCGGUACCCAUUAUCUCACUCAGUCGCCAUAUGUAUAUUUCUUAUUUCUAAAUAGUGUAUUGACUGCUGUUAUUCCUUUAAAAAUAAGGUUUUAGAUUCAAGGUUCAUGUAAAAGAGAUUCUCUCUUGAUGAUUUAUGCAAAAUCUUGAAAAAAAAUAAUUGAAGGUCAAUGUUGUUGAGUUUGUUAUCAAUACUGUGUGUUUCAUAUUUUGUUAUUUACAUCUUGAUGCUAAUCUUCCCUCUAAUUACUCUUAUGCUUGAUGAAAUAUGUUUGAAAAUUCUGUUUUAAUUGUUGGUGUCUUAUUGAUAUUCCUAGAGGGAUCUCUACGAGUUGAUGCCAACAUUUCAGUUCAUAGACCUGGUGAACCUUUAGGAAUCAGAUCAGAAGUUAAAAAUAUUAACUCAUUUAGGAAUAUUCGUCUUGCAGUUGGUAUGUUUCAAAAUACUAUAUUUUAAUAGUAUUAAUAUUGAAAGCUAAAUGCACUAAAAAAUUAGAAAAAUCAAUUUCUUUUAUAAUGAAAUAAUAAUUAUUAUCAGUAUUUAAUUGAGCCAAUCAUUUAAAACUUCUGUACCUGGUACUGGUAGACUUUGCAGAAUGUUAAAAAAAAAAAAAAUCUUUUUUAAUAAGUUCCUGUUAGAUAAAAAAUAAUAACAUUAUUUACUUCAGGAUAGUUAUUUUGUACGUUCAAUGUGAGCCAAAGAUGUUAUUGGAUCAUCUGGUUAAAUUAAUAAAUUCACUAUUUCAGAUUAUGAAAUUAGACGGCAAAUUCAACUCUUAGAGUCAGGAGAGCAAGUUGUGAAUGAAACAAGAUCUUUUGAUAUACAGGAUGGGUGGGUGUUUAUAUCAGUUAUUAGUUAAUAGACAAAUGUUAUCACGGCCCUAUCUUUUAGUUUAUACUAGGGUAAAUUUUAAUUAUUAUCUUAAACUAUUUUUCAGAACUAUUUUGAUAUUUAAAAAAAAAUCUGAACUACUACUAUUUUUUUUUCUGUUUGAAAUUCACAGUGAGACAGUGACAAUGAGAGAAAAAGAGAAAGUACUUGACUAUCGCUUUUUGCCUGAACCUAACCUACCACCACUGGUCAUUCAUAAAGACAGGUCUUCAGUGAAAUCAUCUCAAAAUGUUGUAGUGUUAGAGGAGGUGAAAUCAGUAUUGAAAGAGUUACCAGAUGAGAAAAGAAAGCGUCUAGAGACAAAGUACAAUAUCAGUUUAAAGAAUUCUGUUAUAUUGGUGGUAAGCUUUUUUGUGUGCUAAAUUCUUAAAACAUUUAAGUUUUAAAAUCAUUAAAAAAAUACAGUGGUAUGCUCAUUUAUGAUAAGUUUUAAAAUAUCAUAUAAAUAUAUAUUGAAAUAUUGGAGAACAAUUGGAAAAUUGUAUUUGAGAUAUAAUGCAAAUAUGCACUUCCUCAAUAUUGAUAGUUUUUCUCUGAAAACAUGUUAUUCUUUCUCAGCGAGCCAAUCUAGCAGAGUUAUUUGAAAAGUUGGUUGAACAUCAUUCGUGUGAUCCUGCAGCUGCAUCAUCAGUACUUAGAAAUAGUUAUGCACCUUUCUUGGAUAAAGCAAAACUGAAUUCAACUGACAGGUAGAAAGAUUGAAUAAUAACUCUGUAAUUUAAGAGUUCAACUGAAAAUAGUUCUGUAGUUUUUUUUUUAUAAGAUUUUUCAUACGGUAAAGAAAACCAAUAUAGUUUGGAUAAUAAUUUUUUUUUAUGAGCUAUAAUGAGUUCUCAAAGUAUGAUUAUGAAAUAUCACUCAUUUACAUUUUCUUCUCAGGCCAAUUAGUGAUGACGGUCUUGCUGAAAUCAUUAACAUUUAUGGAAGAGGAGAAAUUAGUGAAACUUCUUUAGGAAUAGUAAGAUAUGUUAUGUUAUACUUUUGUUUUAUUCCGUGCUAAAUCAGUUAGGAAAGUACCAAGUUAAUUCUUUUAUUAGAGUAGCGCUCGUAGUACGAAAUCCUUUCUUACUCCCUCCCUAUUUCUCACUAUACACCUGCCUACCCUACUAUUUACUGCUUUUCUAUGUACUGGUAUUAUUAUUAUGUUUGAUCAGAGUGCCUAGCAAUUUAACACUGACAUCCAUUUAAUGGGUGCUAAAUCACUACCCGGUACUGCUAAUCUUACUAGAACUUUGCUUUUCUUUAUGAGGAUAUCCCAAAGUUUUUACACUCUGUUAUUACUAAGUUACAAGAGUUCAAAGUUUAGCAAGGCUUGCAACAUUCUUGAGUGUAAUUAUUAUAAUUAUAAUUAGGUAGUCCAAACUGAAGAAAAAAUGCUUUUUAGGGUCAUUUUUCAACAUUCUUGAGUGUAAUUAUUAUAAUUAUAAUUAGGUAGUCCAAACUGAAGAAAAAAUGCUUUUUAGGGUCAUUUUUCAUAAUUUAAAAAAAAAAAAUAAUAAAUACUUCUAGCAGUGUUACACCAAUAAAAUUUAUAUGUGAGUAAAGUUUAAGUCUUUAUCUGUCAAAAUAUAUUACUUCUGUGUCUUUAACUUGUAUAUGAAAGUGUUGUUUGUGUGUUUGAAAAGGAUCAGUUUUGACAAAUUUUACGGCGCUUUCGUGAGUGCCGAUAUACCCCAUGGUAUUUCAAACACUCGUGGCUUCGCAUGUAUUCAAGUUAGCGACAUAAUGCUACCACCACGUGAAAGAGCAGAUCCUGGCCUUUUAUUCGAUCUAUAGAAAGGUUAUCUACCUCGGUUAUUUUCUUUUAAAAAUGCAAUUUAAACACUUAAAUUGAAGAAAAAUAGUUGAAAAUAAUGGACUUUUAGUACACUUUUCACACUGAUGGAAAGUUCAUUUUUAUAACAUUUUUGUGUUUUAAAAUCAAAUGAGUGGUGACGAUAAACGCGAAGCCGUGCCGUUUAGAAAGACCCAUCCGUCAUUCGCCCUGAAGUCCUUUUUAACAAAAUCUCUCAGAGCGCUUGGUGCUGCGAGUCUACCGGUUUUGCGCAACGGAUUAAUCGAGCUAGAAUCUUCAAUCUACUCGUAAGUAUUAUAAUUUAAGUUUCAUAUACAUAUUAACUCACGAAUUUAUUGUUUUGGGUUUGAGUUUUAUUCAAUUAAUGAAAGAUAUUAGGGUAUUUUGUAACGAAACUGAGCUCGUGGGUCUGCCCGUGUACAGGCUUAUUCAUGUGAUGUGAUUAGAGGCUCAUGUAUUUAAUUUAGGGCAGCUCAUCGAUACAUAUUAUGGUUCAACACCUUUCUGAAAGGAUAAUGUAUAAUUAUUAGUUAUAAUUUAUAAAAAUGGAAAUAAGAUAAGGCCGUAAUAAUAAUUUUUAAAUGAGCUUUCUACCCAAAAAAGUGAAUCGACAAACUCAAAAUGGCUGCCCGCUAGUCUUGUGUACUGGGUUAUGUUAAGUGGACGGUCUCAUAUUAUUAUCGGGAGAAGAGGUUUAUACGUAAUUUAAACAUCGGUGAAUCACAAAAUAACUGUUUACAAAUUAUUGCGAUUAUUUUGAUAGUUGUGUUUUAAAUAAUUUACUUAGCAUAAGAAGUAAUAAAAACCAAGGAAUAAUUGGUUAUAUUUUAUUAUAUUGUUCUGAACUGUGCAUAUUAUAAUAUCGACUAAACACUAUGACAUGGACUCGCCCAAUCCACUCAUUCUUGAGCCUUAUCACUCUCAAAUAUAAUCAGUUAAAAUUCACUUAAGUUUAAGUUAUUUGAAUAUAUUAUAUGUCACAGGCUUAUUUAUAAUUAUAAUAACAGUAGUACUAGUAGUAUUAUUGACAACCAUUUCAACAUAAUUUCUUUCUUUUCAAUGUUAUAUUUAUAUAUUUAAGUAACAAUGGAUAACAACACAGAUGACAGCACAGAAUGUGGUGACUUGGCUGCUGGUACCCACAGUACAGGACCUGCAGUGAACUGUCCACGGAUUACCAUUAGGAAUCUAAUAUGUAAGUAUAAUUUCAAUACAUUUUGAACAAAUUAGGCUUAUAUGUUUUCUACCAUUAGAUAUGAUAGAGAAUUAUGUAAUUCUAGUCCACAUAGAUGUUAAUAGAAGUACUUUUUUUAAAAUGAAAUGUGUUAUUACUUAAUAAUUGUUUAAUAUUCCAUUGCUUAUUCUACAGCUGGGGAAAUUCUUGAUGGCCUAUGUGCUUCAUUUUUAACUGAAGGGAAAGGGAGAAGACCAACGCCCCCUGCCGUCCCGAGAACUUACAGCCUACUGUUGAUGCUGCACUCGAUAAAACUACAGGGAAACAAGACCAGUAAGGAUGUUAUCAAAUGGUUCCAGAAGCUGUUUCCUGACAGUCAUUACCAACCACAUAGAUUUGUUAUAAAAAUGAAACGUGUGGCCUCUACUGCUGUUACACUUAUUGGUACUGAUUCUUUUAUGGACUAUGUGUCAACUCCACUAAAUUUGGAUUCUGUGUCUCCUGCUUUGGAUGAUUAUGGUAUUAAUUUAAAAAAUUAUUUUUACACCUUUAAAUUUCAAUAACACUGUCAAAGUAAUGUUAUUGUUACAAAUCAAAUUGUUGUUGAUUUUGAACUUUUCAGAUCUAAGGAAAGACUGUUCAACUCAUUUACUGUUCAGUGGUUGCUUAAAUUAUUAAGUUAUGAUGAAAAUCCCCUAGAGUACCGGGUAUAAGAAAGUGGGAUUGCGAUGUACAAAAACUGUUGAAAGCACUAUGAAGUAUUAUAAAUCAUAGAUGAAAAGGGGGAAAACUAGUGAUGAGGUAAAACAGUUUCUUUGUAAAGAAUUUGAUUUAAAUCUAGGUGAUGGAAAAGUGUUACUUGGUGUCAGGGAAGAGGAUUAGGGGGUUGAAGGUGUACCAGUUAAUGUAGUGCCAGUUCAUAAAAUUAAAUGUAAUGAAUGUAAUGCUUUAAGAGAUAAGCUAGCUUCAUCGACACAUCUUGUCACCACUAUUCAAAAUGAAAAGCUAGAAAUAAAAACUAGAUUAAGUGUAUUUGAAACAGACAAGUUAUAAUUAUUUAAUGAGAAAUUAGAUUCAGAAAAAAAGUUAAAAGCAAAUUGCAUGCUUAAAUGUAAAAAACUUUCAGAGAGACACAAAAACAUAAUUCAACACAAGAAAGAAGAGUUUAUAAUGAUGAAAUCAAGUUUAGAAAAAAACAUAGAUGUUGUAAAAAAGGAAAAUGAUGAUUUAAAAGUUAAACUCUCAAAGAGAUAUGUAAUAAUAAAACAGCUUAAAGAAGAACUAGCAUCUUUGAAACAUGAUAUUUCAAAAGUAUCAUCAGAAAUUAAAGAAUUAGAUUCAGGUUGUGUUUAUUUGAAAGGUGGUAGGUGGAAUGUCUAUUCUGAUAAUGUUAGGCAAGUAGUUAUAGGUCUUCAGGCAGAGGCAGGAGUAGUUCCCGGAAAUGUAUCAAAUAGUUAGUGAAGGAUUAUUUAAUAAUCAUAUUUCUGGCUCAGAUUUACCUUCUAAGCAGGCAGCCAUCAAUAUGUUAAGUGAAGGUUAUGUUAUUAGUUAUUUACAAGCUGUAGAGAGCAUUGCUCAGAGUUCAAAUUUUAUUUUACAUAGUGAUGGUACUUCAAGAGAUCAAAGAAAGAUAGUUAACCACCAAGUAACCAUUGACAAUGGAGACACACUUUAUUUAGGAUUUAAACCUGUUGCAUCAGAAGAUGCUAACACUUUAUUAGAUGUCACUAUUGAUUUAUUUAAAAAAUUAUCACAGAGUUAUGCAGAUUUGUCUCAAUCAGAUUUUCAUGAAAUAUUUAAGUCACUUUUGUCAAAACUGACUAGUACAAUGACUGAUAGAGCAGCUACAAUGAAACUUUUUGAUUCAAAAUUGGAAUCUUUUUUACAAUCUGAACUUGGUUUUAAUGUAAAAUUACAUUUUCUUCAUUGUAAUGCCCAUUUUUUAUUAGGAUUAGGAAGUGCUAUUGAGAAGGCAGUAUUAGAAGCUGAGAAAGAUUUAAUAGAAUUUAUAGAAAGAAGUCUGGGGAGGGAUCAAGAUGCAUACCUUAAGAAGUUUUGUAGAGAAUCUGAGAGUGCUACUAAGAGGGUUAUCAGAUUAUGUUGUGAUAUUCUUGGUCCAACGGGUGAUAAAAAAAAUGGAUGUAGAUCUGAAUGGAUUAUUUUUUGUGAAACUUCUUCUGUUCCUAGUUUUAAGAAUAAUAGAUUUAAUUGUUUUUUUGAAGCUGCAUUUGCAAUUAUGCAUCACAGGCAAAAAAUAAAGCAAUUGUUUUCAUCUGGCAUUCUAGGGGGAGAUAGAAAUUCUAAAAUUCAAAGUGUUGCUCUUGAUAUUGAUGACGAUAUGUUAAUGACUAUUGUCUGUGCUGUUGCACUUUUUUAUAUUAAGGUUUCUGGACCUUACUGGAAAAUUGUCACCAGUGACAAAUGUAAUUAUUCUCAAUUUCAUUUCCAUGUAAAAUCUAUGUCUGAUUGUUUUAAGACAUGGAUUGAUGAUCCUGUUAGUAUUUUGCAUGAAAUUUCUAUACCUGUUUUUGGUGUUGAAUGGUCUAUUGAUUUUAAAUGUAAAUCUGUUGACUUCAUUAUUGAAUUUAUUAAAGUUUGUGAUAACAAAAUUCUCCUGAAAGUAGUAUCUGGUAUGGCAAGAGGAGCCAUGACAGUCCUUAACAGACAGCUGUCUGAUUUUCUGAAUGGGGGCAAAUUAUCCUUUUCAGAACAUACUAUGGCAGAAACAUUAAACCACUGUCCUCUAACAAAUCUUGUUGGUGAAAGUGCUUUUGGUGAUUUUGACUAUGAUUUGAGUAGGAGAAGAAACUCUUCAAUUUUUAAUAGAUCCUCAUUGCAUGUUGUGAAAAGAAAUAAAACACUUGCAUUCAUAAAAAGAAAAGCUCUCAACUCUUAAGAGAACUUUAUUUCAGUUUGCUAGGAGAAGGGCUGUAAUGUUGAAAAAAGAGAGAAUAGAUGAUGAAGAAAAUGUAAAAAAUUCCAUGAGAGAGAAGUUUGUAUCAAAUCAACAAAAGCUUAUUUACAAACGUCUGUCAUCGAUAAUGAAACACUCAGCCAUUGUGGCAAAUGUUGGAAAACACGGUGGGCCUUGUAAGACUGCAAGUGACGUUGAUAAUCUUUUGUUGAAGUUAAAACAUGACAAAAAUUCAAACAACAAAAUUUUAGAAAUUUUCAGAAAUGAAAUAAGGUAUCAUAAGGUUGUUAAAGGAAAUAAGCAUUUGAAAUAUGGGUCAUUGACAUUUAUGACAAAUUCAUUAAAAAACAUUAAUUUUGAUGUUGAUGAUAAUACUUCUUCUGAAGUACCGGUACCACAGACUUCCAGUUCCACCAAUUUAAAAAGGAAAAGAGAUAUGUUAUCAAAUGAAUCCAAGUCACAAAAAAAUAAAAGACCUGAUUGAAUUCACUUUGUAAUAUUAUUACAUUGCAUGUGAGUGUUUCUUGAAACUAUUGCUAUUAAGUCAGUGUAUGUUAUGCUGAUUUGCAUUAUAUAUAAUUUAAAUAAGAUCUAGGAUAUGUUCAUUUUUGUCACUGAUUUGACAUAUUUUUACUGUUGACAUUUUGUAUAAUGGUACAAUUGUGUGCAGGGUACUUGUUUUUAAUAAUCAUUUUGGUGCCAGUAAUUCAGUGUUUUUUUAUAUGCCAUUAAGUUUUGAAUCACAUUGAAUGUUAUGCUGCUUAUAAUUAUCUUUCAUUUGAUGUAUGAUAUGUUUAUUUUUGUCAAUGAUUUGACAUAUUUUUACUUUUAAUAUUUUGUAUAAAAUUGUGUAGUGGGUACUUUUUAAUCUCAUUUUUUUGUGCCAGUGUUGUUUUAUUUUGAUGCCCUUAAGUCCUUAAGUUUUGAAUCACAGAGCAUGUUAUACUGCUUAAAUUUAUCUUUCAUUUGAUGUAUGAUGUAAGAUAUGUUCAUUUUUGUCAUUGAUUUUAUAUAUUUUUAUUGUUAAUAUUUUGUACCCAUUAAUGCUAAGUUGCUCUCUUUUUUUCAUGGUAUAGGGCAUGGCUUUGCUUCUUAUUAUUCUAUUUUUUAUGAAUAGGCAUAUCUGAGCUCAUUUUUUUUUACAAUUUUGUAACAGUUAUGUGGUACAAUGCGUUUUUAAAUCGCAUUUUGAUAACCUUCAUUUUCUAUAAAAUUGUGUCGUGGGUAAUUUUGUCCUUAAUUUAGUGCCUGUAGGUAUUUCUUGUUGCCAUUAAGACACAGUGCAUGUUAUGCUACUUUAAAUUAUCUUUCAUUUGAUGUAUGAUAUAUUUAUGUACGUCUGUUAAAUAUUUUUUAACGAAUUUUUAAAAAUGGUGUAUUUUUACACUUUUUCUGUCUGAAAAUAAAAACGACUAAAAAUCAUUCUUGUUAUUUUUUAUUUUUUACUAACUAAAAAUUAAUAGAUCUGGCUGCUUGAAAAAAAUUGGGCUUACAUAUUGUAAACUUUGGAGCACAUACACUAAUUCCUGGACUUCUCUGUUGAUUAUUUUAGAAAAUAUAGGUCCUUAAACAUGGCACUUUUUCACAAGGAGAAAAAAUCCAUUUUUGGUAGAUUUUCAGCAAAUUUAAAAAUCGCAUAAGUUUUUUGUUUAUUGAGAUAUCUACAUGAAAUAAGUGGGCUAUAUCUUAGAAUAAAAAGUUCUGUCAGAUGAAACUCACCACAUAUGUCUGCUAUGUUAAAAAAAAAUUAGUUUGGACUACCUAUUAUAAUAUUAGCAAGUUAAAAUGAUGAAACUAGCCAACAGAAUUUGGCAGAAUAUCUACCAGUACCACUGAAAUUGAUUCAGAAAGUUAUAUUAAUUUAUUAAUGAUCAUAUGGUUAAGGUUGACUCUGAAUUGAAUUUAACGUUUUAAAAUUAGAAGGGAAUUCCUUUGCAUGCGUGGAGGUGGUUAUGAAGUCUAAUGCUGCAUUUGUAGAUCUAUAGCAACUAGCAUUUGGGACAGUCAAAUGCAUCAUUUACAACAGAUACUAAUAUUAAUAAAUUAUUUUUAAUGAGCCUAAGUAGUUCAAAUGAUGUACAUCAAAUAAUUUGUUUUUUCUUUUCAGCUCCUUCGAGAGAAAUCAGAAAACAUUCAUUUGUCUUGCAAAGAGAUUAUGGAUAAAAACAAUUUAUGUAUUCUCAAUGAUGAAUUAUUAAUCAAUGCUGCUAUAGAUGAUGUGUGUGAAAGAAAUCCAAAAGCAGUAAGUCACAAUAUCUAUGUUAAUGUGACCUGAGCAUCUUUUUGCAAAGUACAUAAAGAUGAAAAUCCUAUUUUAAAGAAACAAUUUCCUUUCAGUUUCAGUACCGGUACGUUUACUUUACCAUUCCAAUGAAUCACAAUGUUAAUAUAUGUAUCAUUACUUAUAUAUUAGUAUCAGUCAGCAUUUUGAUACAUAGGCACUGAAACUGAAAGGAAAAUGAAAUAUUAAAAUUGAGUUAUAGUUAUAGCUCUUAAGUUCAUAUAUGUGGUUCUACUUCUAUUUCUGUGUCUAGCCAUCUUGGGAUCAUAAAUUUAUGUGGGUUAGAAUAUUUUUGUUUGCAGUUAUUUACAUAAUCUUCUUUGAUGGAUAAAUUAAGUUGACAAGUUCAGUUUUACUCGACUGAGGAAAAUAGGGAAAGCUGAACUAGAAACAUCCAUAAUACUGGUAUGUGUAGUUUAAACCUGAAUUCAAUCAAAAUACAAAUAGUUUUUUUUAAAAAUUAUUAUUUCCUAAUUAACAACAGUUUUUACCAUCUGCUUGUGACUGUCACUGAAGGGAAAUCAGAAAAGCCUUGCUACCAAUACCGGUAUUCUUGUGUCAAAAGCAAUAGCGAUACCAGUAGAUUUUUUUUUUUUUUGAGGAACCACCUUUAGUACAACCCACCUUCUUUAUCACAGAUACCAAAGAUCAGUUGGAUCAGGGUGAAUUAUUUUGCUCAAACUCAAAAUAAGGACAGAAAGAUAUAAAAAUUAAUUUGAUUCCAAUCUUUCAGAUUUUACUUGCACUUGUUCUUGUAUGCUCCCCUGCUGUUGCAAAAUCUCAAGUUAACUGUUAACAUUGUCUUAGGGAGUGAAGUUCCAUGAUAAAUAAUGAUUUUGCGCUUGAGAAAUACUUAUGAUGUGUAGUGUUUAAAAUUUUCUAGUUUAAAAAUGUUUGUCUUGUAAGAAUAUUUAUCUAUGUUCUGAAAAUGAAUAUGAUAUACCGGGUACUGGGUAGUUACAUGGUAAAUCAAAAUCAUUUUCAUUUAUUUUUAUCAAUAAAGGAAUCUUACCGGUAUCUGAAGAGCACUAGUACUCUUAAAAUUAAAGAUAGUAACUUUAUAAAGGAUAAUAUUGUGGAGAUAGUGUUCAGGCAGCAUGAUGGAAGUACCGAUACGGUACCGGUAUUAAGACAAAAGAUGACUAAGGAUAUUUCAGAGGAACCCUUUAUUGUUUGUAGAAGAAGGCAUUCUCUUAAAAUAUUUUGUUUAAAAUACCGUAAUAAAAUAAUUUUCUUCUGUUCAGGUACCAGUAUAUCAAUAUCAAGCUUCCCCAUUUCUUUUUCUAACAUCCCCAAAUUUGAUAAAAGUUAAAGGGCAGAAUAGUAGGUUGUUUCAUAAAUAUCACAUUGACCCCUUUAAUUAUACUAUAGAAGAACUUGGAGGUGACUCUGUUUACUCAAUUUUCUUGUAUUUAAAGUGUCAUGCAACGUACAUCCCACAUAUUUUCUAUUGAUAUAUCAUACCGGUACAUGACGAUGCAGCAAAAAUAAAAAAUUUAUCAUGUUUUGUGAUGUACCAGUACACUGUACUGGUACAUUACAUACAAAGUCAAUGAGCUAAUGCUCAAUAUUUAUCUUAUUAUUUUUUUUUAUGUAUCAGGUGAAGGCAUACAAGAAAGGAAAAACCAAUCAAUUAGAAAUACUAUCAACGAAGGUAAAAAAGAAAUUGGAUGGGAAAGUUGCUUCUGGUAAACUUUAUCAACUUGUAAAGGAGAAACUUCAGAAAUAAUUCAACACCCUUGGAAAAUUAUCAUGUUAUUUUUAUGUUUCAAGUUGAAAUUCUAUAUACUAUAUUUACAAAAUUCUUUCAGUAGGGUAUCGGUAUCCCUCAACCUAAAGAUUUCUGUUCUUCACUUUUAUUACUGGUAUUGGUAUCUAUAGAAUACCCGUAGUUUUGAUAUUUUUUAAUUACAAGGGUCUCCUGUGAAAUAAUAGUUAUAAUUUAUAAUGGUUUAAGUUUAAUAAUUGGUAGAGACUGCAAUCAGGUUAGAAAAAUGGAUAUGAGCGAAACAAAGUGCCUCACAAUCUCAUAACCCAACAUAUUUUCUUUAAAACUGUGCGAUUCUCCUCGCUGACCACGACAUUGUCUCUUUGAUAAAAAUCUGCAAGACCUCCUUGUGCGAAUUUGCAUCAAAGCUGCCCCCUCCCAUUGGGACCAAGCCACGUGGACUCAGCCAUUGCAACAAUUACCUUUUCAUCAUCCCGACUCAACACAUUCCCUUCCUUAAGGCAGUUUUCAGAUAAGGGAUGGUUUCCUUUGUACCGGGUACAAGCCCCAAUGUUGUCUGUGCCAUUGUUUGUACCCGCUGUCAGAUGUCGUAUAUAGACUAGACAGGACGUCAACUAUCUGACAGAUGAACUGAACACCUCUGUAAUAUUAUGUAAGAUAAGCAGUUUCCCAUCUCAAAACACUUUAUUAGAAGUGACCACAAGGGGUCUGAGGAUUUUACUCUCGGCGCGAUUGUGUCCUGUACAAACACACCAAUUCGGGUGAAUUAGGAAAACAAGCUGAUCCAGAUAUAUGGAACCUUGACACCACAUGUCAUGUUUUCGUUCACCUGUUAAACAUUUUCUCCGCACCUUCUCGUUACAACCAAUCACAGUGGACUUACUUUUCCUCUCUUCUGUCCCUUUUUGCCUGUACCAGUCUUUAAUCUCUCCCCUACUUAUUUUCUGUCAAAUUCCUCUUGAUGUUCUCUCAGAUACUAUGUUAAGCUAAUUAUUUAAUUCUGUUUUUACUGUUUAUUCGCUGAUGAAGGCUUCUUGCCAACACAAUGGUUAUUUUAUUGCAUUUUCCAGGUUUUCCCAUAUCGGUACUUUGUUUCGCUCAUUUCUAAAAUAAUGGUUGCGUAAUGUACACUAGAAACCAUUCUAGGUCUAGAUACCCGGUACCAGUACCGUAUCUUUCUACAUAAACUUUAUUACAUAGACUCUAUAUUUUAAAAUUGCUCAGUUACCCGCUUUUGUCCAUGUAAAAAUUUCUUAGAUACCAAAAAAACACACACCGUACCACAUUUAAUUUAAAUCCCUGCCAUGACCUCGUUUCAUAUAUCAAUUAUCAAGUAUCCAGAAUACAAAGUAGUAAUCAUAUAAUAUAUUCUCAGUUGUUUUUUUAUGAAAUAUGAAACAAUCUACCAGUACACAUACUUAUAGUUACCAAUAAUUUGAACAAUGGUUUUAGUUAGGAAAAAAAUGACCAUGUUUAAAUAAUAAUUUUAAUUACCUAUAUGUAAUUUCCAAUUUUUCUUUGUUGCUAAAUCAAAAAGAAAUAAACUUAUCACAAAUAAUAAUUCAUUAGAUUUGUAUAAACUGAAACUGAUUGCAAAUAAUAAUCUUCUAGAUUUGGAUGGCUGUGAGUAAAACUGUUCAGCAGGUGCAUAAAUAAAAAUGCCAAGAAAUAGCACUAGUUGGAAUUCUUAUAAAGUGGUUUCUUGAAUGCAUGUUUUGUCAAGUAACUUUUUAGUAAAUGGGAAAUUCAUGCAUUGCCACUGUUUGGCGGGUUAUUUCUAGUUACUAUGAAAAAUAAAAAUUGUUGAAACCAU